Molecule: messenger RNA, 985 nt
Organism: Rhinichthys klamathensis goyatoka
Lineage: Eukaryota; Metazoa; Chordata; Actinopteri; Cypriniformes; Leuciscidae
Product: counting factor associated protein D-like
Exons: 7
Coding region: 47-985 (312 amino acids)
Source: RefSeq, a predicted model, not a curated record
AGAUGAUUCUUGCGGUCUCAGUCAUUUCUGGGUGUGUCCGUAAAACAUGGCGGAGGAGAGAACGACUGAGGAUGCCACUCCAGUUGGUGUCAGGACAGCUCCUGAUUUUGGAAAGAUGUAUCAUGUCAAAGGUAUGCUGUCUUUGCCUUAUUCUGGUGAUUCUAAGCUAAAGGAACCGUUUGAAGUUUGGUACGACCUUGAGGGGAACAGAAGUCGCAUCGACUAUCGUAAUAGUACAGUGCGCACUUUUCUGAUUGGAAACGACUUGGAUUAUGGUGCCAUUUACCAGAUCACACCAGUUACCACUGAGACUGAAAUCCAAGCUAUUAAAUAUUUCCAGCUUAAUGGUACAAAGGAGGAUCCAAUACGUCCACAGACAGCACUGCCUGAUCUGCAGGGCUUUGAAUUUGAGAAGAUGGAGGAUUACGCAGGCGUUCAGCGUGAGGUCUGGAAAAAGGUCACACAGGCCGGUCAUAAGAAGAACACAUAUCGUCUGUGGGUCACACGUCCAGAGGGAAAUGAUUCCCCAGCCGUCCCGUACCACUUUGAGAUGAUGGGCUUCAACACUCUCUUGGAGUCUCACAAUGACAAAUACAUGAUUGACUACAGUGACUUCAGUCCCCAAACUGAGUCGGACAUUUUCACUCCCCCUGGAGGUUUUAUGUGUUUAGAAAUGGCGUAUGAGGAGUUUCCGGAUCCUCCUGAGGAGCAUCAAAUAUUGGCCAACCCCCUUCAAGACUAUGUCCACACCUCUCCUGUUAGCCACGCCCACCGUUUGUUUGGCCCCUUUAAGGAGAAGUUUAAACGUCAGUAUGCAAGUGAGAAGGAGCACGAGGAGCGCGAGAGCUACUUUGUACAUACUCUUCGGCUUGUGCACUCUUCAAACAGAGCCGGUCUUACAUUCAGCCUCGGUAUCAAUGACUCCGCCGAUUGGUCAAAGGCGGAGCUGGCCAGAAGGAGAGGACGUUUACGUGUUGCGGAAUAG